CACAUAUCACGGAGCGUCGUCACAAUGUGGAGGAGGGCCUUGUCGUUGGUCAUGGCGAUCGCGCUGGCCCUCGCGACGGCCGACAGCAUCCCCUUCACCGAUAAGGACUUGGCGUCGGAGGAGAGCCUGUGGGACCUGUACGAGCGGUGGCGGAGCCACCAUACGGUGUCCCGCGACCUCGACGAGAAGCUCAGGCGGUUCAACGUGUUCAAAGCCAACGUGGCGUACAUUCACGAGUCCAACAAGAACGACAAGCCUUACAAGCUCGGCCUGAACAAGUUCGGGGAUAUGACCAGGGAAGAAUUCCGGGGGACGUUCGCCGGGUCCAAGAUCGACCACCACCGGAUGCUCAGGGGCGGCCGCGACAGCAGCGGAGGAUUCAUGUACGAGGAUGCCGGCGACCUGCCUUCCUCCGUCGACUGGCGGGACAAGCGCGCCGUCACGGGCGUCAAGAACCAAGGCCACUGCGGGAGUUGCUGGGCUUUCUCGGCUGUUGCUGCGGUGGAGGGGAUAAACCAGAUCAGAACUAAUGAGCUCGUCCCCUUAUCGGAGCAAGAACUAGUCAACUGUGACAAGCAAGACCAUGGAUGCAGAGGAGGUCUAAUGGACUACGCAUUCGAGUUCAUCAAAACAAACGGAGGCAUCACAACCGAGGCAGACUACCCCUACUUAGCCAAACAAACCAAAUGCAAUGUCAUCAAGAAGGGUUGCCAUGUGGUUGUGAUCGACGGGUACGAGGACGUUCCCGUGAACGACGAGGAAGCUCUGAUGAAGGCAGUGGCGAACCAACCUGUUUCCGUAGCCGUGGAAGCAAGCGGUCCAGAUUUCCAGUUCUACUCUGAGGGUGUCUUCACAGGUGACUGUGGUACAGCUUUGGACCAUGGAGUUGCAGUUGUAGGGUAUGGAACAACACAUGAUGGGACAACGUAUUGGAUAGUGAAGAACUCAUGGGGGCCUGAGUGGGGAGAGAGGGGUUAUAUAAGGAUGGAGCGUGGGGUCUCAGCUCCAGAGGGGCUGUGUGGGAUUGCCAUGGAGGCCUCAUAUCCCGUUAAAGCAUCACUCAACUGUAGCAACAUGGAGUUGCCUCUCAAGGAUGAGCUAUGAGCUAUGAGCUAUGAGCUAUGAGCUUUGAGAGAGACGGGGGGAGAUUUAACUGCUGCUGCUUUAUUGACCAUGAAAUGAAAACACAUUUGAUGUAUUGGAAUCUUCCUUAGAUGGGAGGUAGCUUGUGGUGCUUAUUUGAAUUAUGAAUAAAAAUAUGUUUCCUUUUAA
Musa acuminata subsp. malaccensis (wild Malaysian banana) is the source of this 1272-nucleotide messenger RNA. RefSeq names its product vignain. Gene Ontology annotation, molecular function: cysteine-type endopeptidase activity. Gene Ontology annotation, cellular component: lysosome. The record is from RefSeq and is a predicted model, not a curated record. Lineage: Eukaryota; Viridiplantae; Streptophyta; Magnoliopsida; Zingiberales; Musaceae.